AGUCCUGUCUCUGCAGGCUUUUGAGUUUUAGGAGCGUGUUACUGAUGCAUGGUCGGCUCUGACUGAGAAGAGGCUGGGAAAGUUGAUUAGUUUGAUUAGUGUCUUGGAAGGAGUGGGUUGCCCGUUUUACUGAAACACACACGCACGCACGCACGUACGUACACACGCAUAGCCACACACACACACACAUAGAUUGAGUGUUUGCUCACUGGUAAUGCUUUGCACAGCACUAAAGCGAUUGGUGCUGAGAGGGAGCCCUGGCAGAUCAGCGGAUGAAAGCGGAUGAAUGAGUGGGAGCUUCGCUGAGAUGUUGCACUCCGGCGUAAUGCUGUUUUGACUGGUAGGAGUGAUUGAGAACUGAGGCCAACGUGAACAAGAAAUAGCAAGAGUUCAUGUCAGUCUACAGUUAUUCUCAAACCUACACUAGGCAUAGCAAUUGGAUCACUCACUCCUGAGUGAGUUCUGAUGUGAGAAUCUCUAUUAGUACUAAUCAUGGAUGCUCCAUUUAGAAGCAUGUACUUAUCAAGUCCCUCGGAAGACCAGAACGGUAAUGACAUGCCCUGUCCAAAAGACUCUUCUCUGGAUUCGCUGACAUCCAGCAAUAAUUUUACCAAUAGCAGCAAAGACAAUCAUGGUGUUAUGGAGAUGCCUGGGUGCUGUAAUAGUGAAAUAACUUCAGUCAGCUGCUGCAAUGACAGAAACGCGUUUCCGGACAACUCCUUCAUUUCAGCUGAUCGUGAACAGGUUUUGCCUUCUGAGAUUCCUGUGGAGCAGAGUAACGCUUCCAUUCUGGAUUACAUGAAGACCAACAUUGAAAACUGGAACCAGAAUAUGGCACUGGUAAUAACAACAGGUUUACAAAAUGGGAACGCUGGCUCGGAUAAUGGGAACGCCGACAGCGUCGAGAGUGGCAGUGUUGAGAGCAGUGACAGAGUUUCAGAAUCCUCCCCAGAUUCCGCAGACAGAGAGAGCUUUGACCCGGGCUCGUACGCUCUUUCCCGCGGUAGCUCCAUCGAGAACGGAGGCUCGGUGAGCUCCGGGGAGAUGGUUCUGAGGGGGAACAGCUUUCUCCUGCAUGAAUCCGACCAACCGCUCAGCAUAUCCUUUCUAGAAAAGUCCAUAGACCCCUCAGAUGUACCCUCUGACAUGGCCUUGUUGUCUGGCAUGCUCCCUGAUGUCUGUGAGGGGCUCCACGCCAACACAGGAGGAGAGAACGUGGAGCUCCCACCGUCGGGAUCCACCUUCAUCCGACCAAAAGAUCAGACUUUUGUUCUAGAGGGGAACAUUGUUGAAACUCCUCCUGCUCCUCAGCACAGAACGGAGGAGGGGAAGUCUACGUCUCUUUUGAAUUCAGCUACCACUAGACAUGAGUCUUUGACCCCUGUACAGCAGAGAAAAAUUGCUCUGGAAGUGGAGAAACUACAGUGUUUCACAGGAGGAUCCACACAGUCUCUUUCAGCAGAGGGAAAGACUUUCUUUCUGUCGGGCACCGAGGAUUUAGACACCAGCUGCAACGCCCAGACCUCAACUCCAGUCCAGUCUGUGAGCAAUAAGACCUUUUGCCUGCUGUCCCUCACGGAGUCACCCCUCAUGAGGGAGAAGGGUGAUGUCCGGAGCCCUCUGGUCCAUGCCGCGAAAGAACAGCAGGGCGGUUUGAACUUGAAGUCCGUUGGGAUUGCCAGAACUCCCCUUACAAAAGCAGCCAAAAGCCACAAAGUGGAAAUAAAAACAUUUCCCAAGCCAGACUUCAGAAACGUUAAAUCCAAAGUCGUGUCACGACCCCCUAAUCCUUCAAAGCAGUCGAGUCAAGCCACGUUGAAGGUUACGCUAAAUCACUCAAAUCAAGUUACUGAAAGCCAAACUAUGAAAACCUCUCAUUCUUCACACUUAAAGUCGCCCCUUGCUAAAACUGCUACCUCUGGUGCUCCCAAAUCAACAGUCAUGCCAGUUAAGAGCGUCCCAAAGAGAGAGCAAAGCACCAAAGGGACCAAAAGACCACGGUCGUCCACUUGCCAGGAAAAGUCAGUCGUUCCUAUCUCCAGGCCACGCCGAUGGUCAGAGAGCGCUUGCUUGUCCAAAACAAGUGGAGAUACUCCGGAUCAAAAGGAGUCACGAGUCAUCUUCAGCGCUGCUCAAAGUUCCACUACUGCAGACAUUCCAAAUCAGAAUGUUGCGGUCAAACAUCCAGGCAGGAAAGUGCCUUCCAAAGAGGACAGAAAGAGGAAUGGGUCACUGGAUGGACAGCGAGGAUAUCAGAAAAUCAGUCUGGUGGCAGCUGUAUCCAAGCCAGCGGAAUCGGCCACGUGUGAGUGGAGUAAAGGAAAAUUUGGACCUCAGCCAUCCCCAGGCAGGGCAGGAGGUGCCCCAUCGUCCCGAGAUCCAGCUGCAAACCUUCGUCCGCCACCUUCCAAAACAAAGCAGAAGCCAGGCAGCGCAGGGAAAGAUGGCUCUUCUAACACUGACAUGCCUCUUCAAAGGAGUAAAGUGAACACACCAAGAGACAAUCAGAAAAUGCGUCUGACGGAAGGCCCAUGUGACACUGUUGCCGUGGGGACCAGCUCCAAACCCACCCUGAACACUGGAAAACCCCCCAUCCAUGCACACAUGCCUGGGGCAAGCUCCAGGUUGCCUGUAAAGUCCCAAGCCCCCCACAAGAGCCCCAGCAAAUCCUCUUACACCGCUGGACAAACCAAGCAAGACUGUACAAAGCCAUGUUCAGGAAUUUUAGGGAGAACCCCGUCAAAUAAGACUACGGGGCCAAGUGUCAAACUCCGCCCACUCCCCAGCAGGAGCACGCCUUCAGUUGGAACAGGAUGCAAAGGUACAGCCUCCUCCAGCCAAGGCUCAGCAAAGUCGUUGCCCAGUCCCCUGAAACCCAGAGACGCAGCACGACCUGUACGACCGACCGGCGCUUCCUCAGUUGACAAGAACAAACCAAAGGCGAGCUCCAGGAACCAGCAGCAGCCCCAGGCAAACGGGCAUCCUGACCUGGUGCCGCCCGAGAGCAAGCCACAGGGCGUGGAUUACUACCGGGCUCUGUGUGAGAAGAAAACCCAGGCCAUCCACACACUGAAGAACACGCUUAUAUCAAACAACCGACGGUUUGAAGCCAUCGCCAUGGUUGUGCAACACCUACAUGCAGAGCAUGAGGAAGCCAUGAAGCAACGCAGGGAGCUGUCACAGGAACUGAUCACCCUGAGAGAGGAGCUAGUGAGCUCGACCCACUCGUGUGAGCGUCUGGAACAGGAGAAGGAGGAGCUCCGGAAAACCUUUGAUGGAGUCCUCAAGAAGGUCCAGGAGCAACACCAGAGCGACUUGGCCGACUUGGAGGACAGGCUUAAGACCUUCUACUCGGCCGAGUGGGAGAAGGUCCACCAGGCCUUCCAGGAGGAAGCCAAUAAGUGCAAGGCCCAGAUGGAACAGCAGCUGGAAGAUUUAAGAUCCAAACAUGAAACUCUGAGAAAAGAGUUGGAAGCUGCUCAUAACGACAAGAUGGAGAGCCUCAAACUACAGUAUGAAGAGUCUCUACAGGACCUCAGUAAAAAACAUGAAGCGGAAAUCCAAAAAAUAGACAACACUCUAAAGGAAACAGAGGCCACAUUGUCUAAUCAAAUUGAGGACCUCGUGGCCGAGAACAACUCCCUGAAUGAAAAGCUGAAAACAGAGGAGGAGCGGAGAAAAGAGCUGGCAGAGAGAAGUCAGAAGGACUCACACACCCUCUAUCUGGAACAAGAACUGGAAAGUCUUAAAGUGGUGCUGGACAUCAAGAACAAACAAAUCCAUCAACAGGACAAGAAGCUGAUGCAGAUGGACAAACUGUUGGAGAAAAACGUGAAGCUGGAUGAGUGUCUUAAAAAAGUCCAGCAGGAGAACGAGGAUCUGAAAGCCCGGAUGGACAAGCACGCUGCUUUGUCAAGACAACUUUCCACGGAGCAGGCCGCUUUACAGGAAUCUCUGCAAAAGGAGUCCAAAGUGAACAAACGUCUCUCCAUGGAAAAUGAGGAGCUCCUUUGGAAGCUGCACAACGGAGAUUUGAGCAGCCCCCGCAAGCUCUCCCCCUCAUCUCCCUCCAUGAGCAUACCGUCACCUCAAAAUUCCGGCGUCUUCUCCAGCCCCACGGUCUCACCUAGGUAACACUGGCCCCCUAGCUUCAAGGAAGCAGCCUAUCAAAUUUCGAACGAGGGCAAAGUUCCUCUUCUGUACCGAAAGCUAUGUUAGCUUUUUGAUCUUCAAGACCCUGUCACCUGGAGGCCAUCAUUUUCCAAAUGGAUCCUCUCAUGUGCUGUGUGUACAAUUUAAUGACUUCAUAGACUUUUAAGACAAUACUGCACAGACGCACUUACCAAAAAGGCCACCUUUUUGAUUUUUGCCUUUCUUGUUUGAAUUUGGAGGGGGGGAAAAGGGAAUUUCUCAGGGCUUGUACAUAGUCUCUCACUAUUUUGUCGCCUUUUUUUUUUUUUUUUGACUUCUGAAAUAUUUUCUCUGCUCAGUUGUUUUGGGUCAGAGAGAGGUUUUGUUAUUAGUUUUGGAUGUAUAUCAAAGGAUGUCUGUUUUAUCUGAUGACAAAAUGCUUUCUCAGUCUCUGUGUUGCUGUUUGUGGAGAGAGAGAAUCAGAAUGACCUCAGAAUCCAAAAAUUAAAGCCUUUUUUGGGGCUUUAAAAAGCUU
This is a messenger RNA of Chanos chanos (milkfish), 4666 nucleotides long. RefSeq names its product microtubule associated tumor suppressor 1a (gene mtus1a). Bases 493 to 4134 code for a protein of 1213 amino acids. Lineage: Eukaryota; Metazoa; Chordata; Actinopteri; Gonorynchiformes; Chanidae. Gene Ontology annotation, molecular function: microtubule binding. Gene Ontology annotation, cellular component: cytoplasm; nucleus. The transcript is spliced from 15 exons. The record is from RefSeq and is a predicted model, not a curated record.